Cucurbita pepo subsp. pepo (vegetable marrow) is the source of this 479-nucleotide messenger RNA. Its product is annotated as protein SMALL AUXIN UP-REGULATED RNA 54-like. Gene Ontology annotation, biological process: response to auxin. The record is from RefSeq and is a predicted model, not a curated record. NCBI's taxonomy places the organism in Eukaryota, Viridiplantae, Streptophyta, Magnoliopsida, Cucurbitales, Cucurbitaceae.
UCCAAAGAAGGGAUCUUUUCUCUAUUUUAUACUCAAAUGGCCAAGUCUAGGAGCAUGAAGAGAAAGAACGGUAUCAAGGUCGUCGUUGAGAAGUUGCAAAAGAGCCUAUCUCGAGGUCGAAAACCGAGUAGUGAGAAUAGUUAUGAGGAUUUCGAUGAAGUUGUGGACUCGACGUCGGUACCAGAGGACGUGAAAGAAGGGCAUUUUGCAGUGGUGGCGGUGGACGGGGAGGAGCCGAAACGAUUCGUUGUUCCGUUGAGUUGUUUGACACAUCCUAUGUUCUUGAGGCUGUUGGAGCAAGCAGCUGAGGAGUAUGGGUUUGAUCAUGAAGGUGCAUUGACAAUCCCAUGUCAGCCAUGUGAGGUUGAGAAUAUUUUGGCUGAGCAAUGGAAGUUAGAGUCUAAAAGAGAUUCUAGAGAUGCAUUUACUUGGGGAACUUUGUGUAAAGCCAUUAUUCAAAGUUAUUGAAACUCAAACUA